AUGGAGAUCGCUCCUCCUUCACCAUCUCAUGUUGUUAUUGCAUUCGAUGCAACUAAGGAUCAUAAUGAACGCGAGCUUAGAAUUACCAUCGAUAACGUACGUGUAAGAGGUGACAUUCUACGUGUUGGGGAUACGCUUCUUAUGCUUGGGGUUUUGCAUCGAGUCACUCACCCUAUGGGUUACCAGAGCAAGGCAUGCCCAGAAUUUUUCGGAACAAGUAUUCGUGCCAUGGAGGAGGAAGUCUCAAAGAAGGUUGAUGCUUAUGUUAAUAUGCUCCACCAAAGUGCUGAAGACUGUGAAGACCAAGGGGUGAGCAUUGUAGUUAAAAUUACAGCUGGAAAUCCCAUAAAGAAUGUUAUUCUACAAGAGGUGCUAACCUCAAAGGCAGCAUGGGUUAUACUUGAUCGGCACCUUAGACGGGACUUGAAGUUAUAUGCGAAACAGAUACCUUGCAAGGUUGCAUUAGUUCAAGAUAGCUUUAACGUGGAGGUUUUGAGAAAUUAUACUAUCCGCGAAACAGAUGCUGUAGGACACAAGGUGUUCAAUUCCAUGUCCAAGCCUGUACCCUUAUUGAACGUACACGGUAGUGAUAACAUGGAUCAUUCAGAAUCCUCUUGCCGAAACAACUCCUUGUCCAUUACUUCCUUAGACCACUUCAAGAUUGGCCACUCGAUGCCUUCAUUUACAUUAAAAUCACAGCAGAAUAAUUUUUCAUCGGAUUUUGGGUCUUCCUUUAAGCAGGACAAAUCAGAUACACAUUCCAAAGGAGAAGAUAAGCGACCUACUGCUUUAAAUAUUAUCCAAAAGCAACAAAGAAGUGCCUUCCGCCAUAAAUACUCUGGAGCACGUCUUCUCUGUGCUGCUUGUGGGAUAACGACUGAACUGAAUAUCCAAGAUUCUACGAGAUUCACUUAUUCUGAGAUUCAACAAGCCACUGAUGAAUUUGCUAAGGAGAACUUGCUAGGAGAAGGUGGAUAUGGUCAUGUAUAUAAGGGUAAGCUUAAGGAUGGACAGCUGAUUGCAGCAAAGGUACGGAAAGAAGAAAGUACCCAAGGAUUUGAUGAAUUUAAUUCUGAGGUAUCUGUCUUAAGUUUCGCUCGUCAUAAGAACAUUGUGAUGCUGCUGGGUUAUUGUUGCAAGGAGAACCUUAACAUUUUGGUAUACGAGUAUAUAUGCAACAAGUCUCUUCACUGGCAUUUAUUUGAUAAUAAGGAAAAUGUGCUUGACUGGCACCAAAGACGUGCUAUUGCCAUUGGCACUGCAAAGGGUUUGCGUUUCCUACAUGAAGAAUGUCGCGGUGGUCCUAUAAUUCAUAGGGACAUGCGUCCAAGCAAUAUACUGCUCACACAUGACUUAGUUCCAAUGCUAGGUGACUUUGGUCUUGCUAGAUGGAAGAUAAAUGAUGAUACUCUACAGACAAAAAUUCUUGGUACAUUAGGAUACCUUGCUCCGGAGUAUGCAGAGAACGGAUUUGUUUCAGUGAGGACAGAUGUCUAUGCAUUUGGGAUAGUUCUGCUACAACUAAUAUCAGGACGCAAAGUAAUUAAUCUGGAAAGGGAAGGACAAAAUGUAUCUCUGCGACAGUGGGCAGAACCACUGAUCGAAAAGCUUGCACUACAUGAGCUCAUUGAUCCUCGUAUAGGAGAGUCAUAUGACACAUAUCAACUGUACCUCAUGGCUAAGACAGCUUACAUAUGCGUGCAACAGAGCCCUGAAAUGAGGCCAUCAAUGGGGGAGGUUUUGCGCCUUCUUGAAGGAGAAAGCGAUAAUUUUCACCGCUUGAAGGAAAAGUCCGUGCCUCAUUAUACAAAGCGAUGAAGAAGAAUUACUUUUCUUUUUUUUU
Messenger RNA from Theobroma cacao (cacao), 1843 nucleotides. Its product is annotated as cold-responsive protein kinase 1-like. NCBI's taxonomy places the organism in Eukaryota, Viridiplantae, Streptophyta, Magnoliopsida, Malvales, Malvaceae. The record is from RefSeq and is a predicted model, not a curated record. Gene Ontology annotation, biological process: protein phosphorylation. Gene Ontology annotation, molecular function: protein kinase activity; ATP binding.